AUGUCAGACCAUUCUCGCUAUCAAUCUCCAUUGACUUCUCGCUAUGCCUCUCCAGAAAUGGCUUACAACUUUAGCGAUGACAAAAAGUUUUCUACUUGGCGCUCACUUUGGUUGACUCUUGCCAAGGCCGAGAAGCAGAUUGGCUUGAAGGAUAUUACCGAUGAGGCUGUUGCUCAAAUGCAGGCUCACCUCACUGAUAUUGACUACACUAUGGCUGCUGAAGAGGAGAAACGUCGUCGUCAUGAUGUGAUGGCUCACGUUCAUACAUUUGGUGUUGCUGCUCCUGCUGCUGCUGGCGUUAUUCAUCUGGGUGCUACAUCCUGCUAUGUCACUGACAAUUCUGAGCUGAUCAUGAUUCGUGAUGGUCUUGAUAUUCUUCUGCCCAAGCUUGCCUCUACUGCCCAUAAACUCGCUGCAUUUGCUGACACCCACAAAGAUCUCUCCACACUUGGCUUUACGCACUUUCAGCCAGCUCAGUUGACUACCGUUGGUAAACGUGCUACUCUUUGGCUGCAAGAGUUGCUCAUGGAUCUCCGUAACAUUGGUCGUGCUCGUCAGGAUCUGCGAUUCCGAGGCAUCAAGGGAACCACUGGAACCCAGGCGUCUUUUUUGACCCUCUUUGAUGGCGAUCACUCCAAGGUUGAACAGCUGGAUGAGCUUGUCACUGAGAUGUCUGGUUUCCCUGCUGCCUAUAUGGUUACUGGUCAGACAUACACCCGAAAGGUCGAUUUUGACAUUCUUAAUGCUCUCGCUUCUUUUGGUGCAUCUGCUCACAAGAUUGCUACUGAUAUUCGCUUGCUUGCUCACCUCAAAGAGAUUGAGGAACCUUUUGAAAAAGACCAGAUUGGCUCGUCAGCCAUGGCAUACAAACGUAACCCUAUGCGUUGUGAACGUGUGUGUUCUCUUUCUCGUCAUCUGAUGGUCCUUGCCGGUGAUGCUGCUCAGACUGCUGCUGUGCAAUGGCUUGAACGUACUCUUGAUGACUCUGCUAACCGUCGUAUCUCACUUCCCGAAGCUUUCCUUACCGCCGAUAUCGUCAUGUCGCUUUUGCAAAACAUCUUUGAAGGUAUGGUAGUUUACCCUCAAGUCAUUUCACGUCGUAUCUCGCAAGAGUUGCCAUUUAUGGCUACAGAAAACAUUAUUAUGGCCAUGGUUAAACUUGGAGGUGAUCGCCAAACCUGUCACGAAGAAAUUCGAGUUCUUUCACAUCAAGCUGCAAAGUGUGUCAAGGAAGAAGGUCGUGAAAACGAUUUAAUAGAACGCAUUAAAGCUACUGCUUAUUUUGCUCCUAUUGUUCCCCAUUUGGAUACUUUGCUCGAUGCCAAAACCUUUGUUGGUCGCGCUCCUCAACAAGUUACCAAAUUUCUUGCCACCGAAGUUCAAGCCGCACUUGCUCCUUAUAAAGAAAUUCUAGCUUGUGGAAUCAAAACUGUUGAACUAUCCGUUUAA
This is a messenger RNA of Batrachochytrium dendrobatidis JAM81, 1449 nucleotides long. Its product is annotated as adenylosuccinase ADE13. Gene Ontology annotation, biological process: 'de novo' AMP biosynthetic process. The record is from RefSeq and is a predicted model, not a curated record. The coding region runs from base 1 to 1449 and encodes 482 amino acids. Gene Ontology annotation, molecular function: (S)-2-(5-amino-1-(5-phospho-D-ribosyl)imidazole-4-carboxamido) succinate lyase (fumarate-forming) activity; N6-(1,2-dicarboxyethyl)AMP AMP-lyase (fumarate-forming) activity. Lineage: Eukaryota; Fungi; Chytridiomycota; Chytridiomycetes; Rhizophydiales. Gene Ontology annotation, cellular component: cytosol. The transcript has a single exon.